CGAGCAGAGACGCUGCUGGAUGGCAGGGGCAACCCGGAGCUCCCCGGUGUCACACGGGAUUAACCAGCCAGGCUAAGGCUGCACAGUGAUGAUGGUGGGGAAGCUGUUUCUCCCUGGAUCUCUCUCCUCCUUGUUUUUUGCCGUUGCCUGCUGGGCUCAUGAUCUCCCGCUGAGCCAGGCCCCCAGUGGGGCUAGCCCCCACUGCGAAAAGGAGGUUGAGUCCUGGGGAGCCAUAUUCAGCGAGGAACGCCUGGAUGCCUGGGUCUGUUCUCUGAUUGGUUCGGUCAUGGUUGGGCUGAGCGGGGUGCUUCCCCUGCUGAUCAUUCCUCUGGAGACGGGAGCAGCUCUGAAGUCGGAAGAGGGAUCCCAUCGAAUGAAGCAGCUGUUGAGCUUUGCUAUUGGGGGGCUCCUGGGAAAUGUGUUUCUGCACCUGCUCCCUGAGGCCUGGGCCUACACCUGCAGCGCCACCACAGGAAGAGGGCAGAGCUUCCAGCAGCAGAAGCUUCUGGGGCUGUGGGUGAUCAUUGGCUUGCUGACCUUCCUGAGCCUACAAAAGAUGUUCCCAGAUAGUGAGAAGCAAGGGAGCUCCAGCUUGGUCGGCGAUUCCAAAGCACCUGCCGAAAGGAUUCCCAAUGGGAGGAACAUGCAGGAGGCAACCAGUCCAGUCCAAAGAAAAAGGUUGAGCGCAGCUCAGUGUAAUGGCUCUUCUCAUUCCCCUCUGCCAUCGGCCCGGAAAAUCAAGAUCAGCGGCUACCUCAAUCUUUUAGCCAACACAAUCGAUAAUUUCACACACGGCCUAGCAGUGGCAGCCAGCUUCCUGGUUAGCAGAAAGGUUGGGCUGCUGACCACCGUGGCGAUCCUUCUGCAUGAAAUACCCCAUGAGAUGGGAGAUUUUGUCAUCCUCCUCCGGGCUGGGUUUGAUCGCUGGAGCGCCGCCAAGAUGCAACUCUCUACAGCCCUUGGGGGAAUUCUAGGCGCUUGCUUUGCCAUUUGUGCCCAGUCACCUAAAGGGACAGGGGAAACCAUAGCCUGGAUUCUCCCAUUUACCUCUGGGGGAUUCUUAUACAUCGCCUUGGUGAAUGUCGUGCCUGAUCUCUUAGAGGAGAAGAAUCCUUGGAACUCUGUGCAACAAGUCCUCCUCCUGUGUACUGGCAUCAUUGUCAUGGUGCUCCUCUCACUCACUCCGGAAUGAGUGACGCCUGCUCAGGCCUCCUGCUGCUGCUUCCCAAAGCUGCCUUCAUUCUGAACUGUUACAAAGCAAUAAGGGACACCCUUGGAUUUGUCUUCGUUGUGUGCCUGUGGACCUGGCUGUUACCAUGAGAGGCGAAGAGAGGAAGCCUGGGGUUUUUUUUGGGGGGGGGGGGCGUGAAUGCUGGACUCCUUUUCUUGUUUUUCAAGUGUCACAAACCAGGACUGCCAAAGUGUUGAGAAAAGGAAGUGAGUAGCGUUGUGUGUGUUUUUAGGGUUGAGUGUGUGUGUGUUUUUAAAAAAAUUAUUAUUUAAACAAGAAGUUGCAAUGAAGAGAGGAACGGCUUUUGGUGGUAUGGACAGUGAUGCUGACUGGACUUGGGCGGGGGUGUCUGUGCCAGAAUUGCUGGGGCAAAUCUCCAAAUUUGAGGAAAAGGCAAGAUGGCAGCAGCUGCACAGAGAUGAAAGAGGGAUCUUCCAUCGCAGGCUCAAAGGCGUAGGAAGAAGUGUUCUGAAACAGAUACCUUUUCCAUGUUUGUUUUGGGAGCAACCUAGGAAGCUGCCUUUUACCUGGACAGGCUGAAUUUGUCCAUCUAGCCAGUAUUGUUUAUUUGGACUGGCUGUGACUCUUCAGGCCUGCUGGUACAGAGGGAUCUUUCCCCUCUCUGCACCCAGAGACCCUUUUUCUAAAUGGAGACAGCAGGGAAUGGACCUGGGACCUUCUGCAGGCAACGUCUGUGUGCUGCCGCUGAGUUUGGCUUCCUCCCCGUAGCUUUCCAGGUCUUCUGGGAGAAGGUCAUCUCCUGCUUGAUCCUUUCCCUCUUCCCAAGCUGGUAACUUGAAGAUCACUUUGGACUGAGCUGGUCCUUCGCUGGGCUCCUUUCGCACAUAUGCAUUAUAUUGAAAUCGGAAUUCACAUGGGAAACUUUCUCCUUCCUCCACCUUGGGCCCCCAAGGUUGGUCAGGCUACUACUUUCAUCAUCCCCAGCCAGCUGGGCCAGUAGUCAGAAAUGAUGGGGGUUGUAGUCCAGCAACAUCUAGGGGCCCAAGAUACCCCCGAGAGAGAUCAUCAUACCCUACUUCCAUCCACAGCAGUGGCACAACUUAAAUUGGGAAGGGUUUCUGAUCUUUCCUGGCCAUAGGGCAGCUUGAAAGCAGCAGGUUCAACCCCUGAGACACGGGUGGGGAACGUGGGGCCUUCCCAAUAUUGUUGGACUGCAACUCCCAUCUGCCCUGGCCAGCAUAGCCAGCAGUGAGGGAGGGCGCAAAGCCACAACAGCUGGAGGGCCACAUGCUCCCCUUCCCUACAGUAACAUAUUUAGCUUUCCUUUGGGCUCACUUGGUAGCUACUUGAGGAAUGAACUGGGCCUGCCUUCUGCCAUGGUGGAUAAGAGAAAACCAGUCAGUGGGGAAGGUACAGCGGAGCAUACAGAGGCAAUAUGAGGGGGGAAAGGUAUGCUCAACGCUUUGCUAGGAAAUUUGGGGGAGAAGAGCAGAAGAGGGGUCAGAAACGUAGGCAGGGAUGGGCAACUUGCGGCACUCCAGGUAUUUGCCCUACAACUCCCAUCAGCCCUUGCCAGUAUAGCAAAUGGUGAGGGAUGCUGUGAGUUGUAGGCUGGAAGAUCUGGAGGGCCACAAGUUGCCCAGCCCCAACAGUGGGAAAGGAGAAGAAACUAUGAACUCUGCGUGGACAUGGAAGCCUCACCUGAACGAAAGGAAGUGUGGCUCAGGGGUGAAGGAACCGGCCCCUCCUUAUGCUGGUUUCUAGGAAUUUGGCACACUUUCAAGCCAUUCUCUUAAGAGCUGCAAAAAGAAAAAAAAAAGGGGGGGGAGUGCGAUUCUGUAUCCAUUUCUUGUAGUUAUAUGUUGCCGAAUGGCACUGUGUAAAUCCAGAGCUCUGAUAGUUAGUGGGCCUCUGAUAGGGAGUCUCCUUGGAAUAUCUUUGGCAAACCAGUAUAUUUGUAUUAAAAAUCAGGGCUGUCACUGGGUUAGAGUGUCCUCUGCCUCUCGACCGCCAUCUUUUCAAGUGGUUCUGGGAGCGGAUGAGACGAAUGGCAACAGGUCCUAGCACUGAAAGUGGCAGAGUUUCAGCCUGCUGCUAUUCCUUUAGCCUGGCACAGCAAAAAGAAACGCAGGGCAAGGUAGCUUCAGGCAAUGCCGCUGCCUGCAUUAUCCCCGUGCAGUGGGCCCUGGCAUUUUGCCCCAGCAUUGCAGGGUAAAUGUUUUUUUUUAAAAAUAGUCCUAAACAGUCCCUGACUGUGGAGCUGGCCAGCCUCUGCUGUGUGCACGUUCCCUCGGUGCGUGAAACACCUUUUCCUUCCUGACUUGCACCAGUUGCCUGAGCAGCCUCAUCCUUUGAAUUGACUUGAACGGUCUUGGAAUGGGCAAUGGCACGCACCAGCCUUUCCCAGCCUGGUACUUUCAGGUGCCCCAUUUCCCUUUAAAAACAUUCCUGGGGAGGCUCCUGCUGCCCAGUGUAGAUCCAUCCUUAAUUAAACUUGAGGGAGGCUGACCCCAUUUAUGUGUGUUGCUGUGGCAGGUCUGUCUAUGACAAAGUUUGAGAACACCUGCUUGAGAAUGUUUCAAGAAGAGGCCAGGAAGGUUCAGGCUGUAAUAAGCUCCUGGGUUCCCCGCCCCCAUGUAUGACACACCUUUAAUUCCCAGAGACUGCCAUCCUCAGAUCCUUUGUUCGAGGAAUUCCAAUGACGCCUGUGUAGGGCUCUGUGAAUUCAGUGCCUGAGACAAUUGUGUAUUAGCUCUGCUCCAUUGCACAAAGAUCCCAUAGGUCAGCCCCGUGUGCAAUGCGCUGAACGUGCAUCUGAUGUGCUGGCAGUUUGUGGAAUGUAAACUGGGCAGAACCAUAAAUGAGACAAGCACUUAGCUGCAGUCUGCAUGAGCAACAUCCAGUGUUGGGUCACCAUCUCUGCUUAAGGAGGGAUGGAGAGCCACUUACACAGCAGAUUUCUGUUGCAUUACAGUGGGAACAGGGCCUUAAAUCUGUGGGAAUGAAGACGUUGUGAAUUUGGUUUGGUUUGGUGACUUCAGUUGAAGUAUGCUUGCCUGUAGCAGCCAUUCAGAGGAAAGUUUUGAUCACCUCUCCUACAACGCAGCAAUGAGUGCAGCUAGUCUGGCUCGUUGACUCUGAUCAUGAUGUAUGCUCCUUCUCUGUCCCUCCCUCCCCCUUCUCUCUCUUUGCCCUUGGAAAGUUGCCUUUCCCUAACAGCUGUUCUCAGCUGUUAGGCCUCCAGCUUCAGAAAUGGAUUGCUCCCAAAAAGACACCCUUCCUCUCUCUGGGAUCCGGUGUGGUUAAUCAUUAUUAGGCACUUAGUGACACUCCAAAACUCCACUCCAUCACUGUCGGUCUCACUCCUGCGUGGACAGGCUUGCUAGCAAACCUCCUUGGAGGUGGUAAAAGAGCCAUGUAGGACACCGUAUCUGAUACUUUCCGAGACUAUUUGUUGCCCUGGUUGGCAUUGGUAAGAGCUUUGGUGCACUCCCAGGACAAGUACACAGAAGCUCAUGUUAUUUGCAUCAGAGUUGGGUCUGGCGUAGGCUACAAGCUACAGCAGGAAUUCACUGCUCACUGUUCAGGAAUGCAAAGUGGGUGACAUUGACUCAUUAAUCUGUGAGUUGUUGACGUUGGCUUGCAGCCCAGGCUGCCUGGACGGAGUUUACAGAUCUUGGGAAGCUUCACCUAAAGGGGCCGUUCAAGGGAGGAGGCCUCUGCUGCAUUUGGCAACGGCCUCACAGUGUUACACAUAGGACCUGGUGGGGAGUGUGGUUAAUAUCUCCACUGUAUUCGUCACUUUAGGAAAUGCAGAGAGAAUCCUAUUUUUCUAGCUUUAUUUUGCACUAGCUCUUGUGCAUUCUCAUUCAUCUGUAUUGAUCUACUUUGCAUGGAGGCAAUAGAGAUGACAUUAAAA
This is a messenger RNA of Elgaria multicarinata webbii, 5111 nucleotides long. RefSeq names its product solute carrier family 39 member 13 (gene SLC39A13). Gene Ontology annotation, cellular component: membrane. Bases 89 to 1192 code for a protein of 367 amino acids. The transcript has 10 exons. The record is from RefSeq and is a predicted model, not a curated record. Gene Ontology annotation, molecular function: zinc ion transmembrane transporter activity. Lineage: Eukaryota; Metazoa; Chordata; Lepidosauria; Squamata; Anguidae. Gene Ontology annotation, biological process: intracellular zinc ion homeostasis; zinc ion transmembrane transport.